This is a messenger RNA of Nematolebias whitei (Rio pearlfish), 1255 nucleotides long. Its product is annotated as protein SSUH2 homolog. NCBI's taxonomy places the organism in Eukaryota, Metazoa, Chordata, Actinopteri, Cyprinodontiformes, Rivulidae. The transcript is spliced from 8 exons. The record is from RefSeq and is a predicted model, not a curated record. The coding region runs from base 1 to 783 and encodes 260 amino acids.
AUGCUCACCCGCCGACGUAAAUCCAAAAGGGACUUCAGCUGCGGCAGAAAGGAAGAAAAGGACUUCCGGCAGCCAGUGGAUGCCAUGAUCCAGCCACCUCCAGGACCAUGGGAUAUUUCUGCAACAACACCAAAUUUCUUUGUAGAUAACAAACAGCAAAUCAGGGUUCCCUACACAUCAUCUAUUAAGCCCUGCCACAACUGUGUGGGAAUGGGACGAAAACCUUGCAAUGAUUGUACAGGUGCUGGUAAUCAAAUGUGUUGGGUAUGCAAUGGAUCUGGUUUCCAUAUUGGGAAUGAUCGAUGUAACCACUGCAAUGGGAGAGGGAGAAACAAUUGCAAUUCCUGUAAUGGACAAGGAUCAAAGAUGUGUGACAUGUGUCAUGGGAAACGGCAGCUCCUGGUCUACAUCCGCCUCAAUGUGAACUGGACUAAUAACACUGAGGAUUAUGUUGUGGAACAGUCGAGUGGACUUCAUGUGGACAACAUCAGCAAGGUGUCUGGGAAGGAACUUUUCAGAGACUCUCAGUACAUGGUGUAUCCAUUGAUGGGUUUUCCAGACGCUUCUAUAGUGCAGGCUUCAGAACGCCUUAUCAGGGAUCAUCAGGGCAGAUACUCCCAAACAUCACGCAUUCUGCAGCAGCGUCAAACCAUCGAGCUGAUCCCGGUCACAAGGGUCACCUACUCGUGGAAAGGGAAUACACACAUUUACUUUGUUUAUGGAAAUGAGUUCCAAGUUCAUACUGAUGACUACCCCGCCACUUGUUGCUGCUCUGUAAUGUAACUGCAAUGGCUGGCUAUGACUUUGUUUAUUUUACUGUCUAUGCCACCGGACAUUUUAGUCUGACUCACUCACUUCCAUUCAAAUUAAUGGUUAAGAGUCAUUAAGUAGUAUGUGAGUAUAAAUAAACAAUUUCUGACUGACUAAAAACAAAAUGAUUUAAAAUAAAAAUGUUGAGGCAGAAAAACUCCCAUCACUUUCAUUGGCUUUAAACUCACAAUAAACUUGGGUGAAAUAAGUUUUCCUGUCAAUUGGCAUAUCAAAAAUGUAAUUUUUGUUUCAUUUUUGGGGGAGAGAGUGGGGUUAUUGAUGUGAAAGGGACUUUCUUUUUAUUAUUUGUGAUCUUUUCAAAAUCCAGCUUCACUGAAUCUAUGGAGAAGCAUUGCACAUUUUUGAGUGCAACAUUAAUGCUAGCUUUUACUGUCAAUCCGUCCAUUUUCCAUGCUUUUUCGACUUUCACAUAAUUAUGCUAAAA